Daphnia pulicaria is the source of this 894-nucleotide messenger RNA. RefSeq names its product eukaryotic translation initiation factor 1A, Y-chromosomal-like (gene eIF1A). Bases 123 to 566 code for a protein of 147 amino acids. NCBI's taxonomy places the organism in Eukaryota, Metazoa, Arthropoda, Branchiopoda, Diplostraca, Daphniidae. Gene Ontology annotation, molecular function: RNA binding; translation initiation factor activity. Gene Ontology annotation, cellular component: cytoplasm. The record is from RefSeq and is a predicted model, not a curated record. The transcript has 3 exons. Gene Ontology annotation, biological process: translational initiation.
GGGCUAAACAGAAGUUAGUGUUUCUUUCCUUUCAGCACGUCCAUUGAGAGUAUCUGGCGUGGUGAGACAUAUGUGUGUGUCGAAAUCUCAGCUUUUUAUUAGUUUACUCAGAGAAAUUCAACAUGCCCAAGAAUAAAGGUAAAGGAGGUAAAAAUCGCAGGAGGGGAAAGAACGAGAACGAAGCUGAGAAAAGAGAAUUGAUCUUCAAAGAAGAUGGCCAAGAAUAUGCACAAGUUACGAAAAUGUUGGGUAAUGGUCGACUUGAAGCUCUGUGCUUUGAUGGAACCAAGAGGCUUUGCCACAUCAGAGGGAAGCUCAGGAAGAAGGUCUGGAUCAAUCAGGGUGACAUCAUCCUGGUUGGCCUGAGAGAUUACCAAGAUGCCAAGGCUGAUGUUAUCCUCAAGUACAACGCUGAUGAAGCCCGUAACUUGAAGACAUAUGGUGAAAUCCCAGAAACAGUCAAGGUCACAGAUACUGUCAACUUCGUCGACGACGGCCUGGAUGAUGACAUCGAGUUCGGCGACGAUUCUGGUUCUGGCGAAGACGACGACAUAAACGACAUAUGAACACUUCACUUAGGAUUUACAAUUCUUGUUCAUAAUAAUAACAAAAGCUCUAUCCGGGAAAUUCUUGGAUUUUCCAUAGCAACAUUUCAUCGUUCAUGAAGAAACCUCUAAUUUAGGUUUUUACAUCCUAAAGCAGCAGCAGCAACAGCCUCAACAUAUUUUUUUUUUGUCAGCAAAAUCAACUACUUCAUUUUGAAAAAGAAAGAAAAAUCACGGAAAGAUCGACACCCGUUAAAACUUUGUUUGCAAAUUUGUUUAAUAUAUCAUCAUUCAUGGGCGGCUUGUAUGAUUUCAAUCUGUCUGUCCUAAUAAAACGCUGCGGAAACGA